Paramuricea clavata is the source of this 507-nucleotide messenger RNA. The record is from the annotation of a GenBank genome assembly. Lineage: Eukaryota; Metazoa; Cnidaria; Anthozoa; Malacalcyonacea; Plexauridae.
AUGAGACCAUUUGAUUCCUACCCGGCGGCGUUUUACGGUUUGCCAAAGAUAUACAAGAUCCUAGCUUUAGUGGAGCAAAAUGAUCAUUUUACAAUAGAAGCAGACACAGAAGUUCCUCUUAGACCAAUAAAUAGUGUAAUUGGGCCUCCAACGUAUGAAAUCUCCAAAUAUUUGGCACGCAUUCUAAAAUACUUGUACAAUGAUGUUUACACAGUUAGGAACUCUAAAGGAUUUGCCAGUUUUAUUUUCAAUCAAAAUAUUGAACCUAAUGAGCGUAUCGUCUCAUUCGACGUAACAUCUUUAUUUACAUCUAUCCCCGUUGAUUUGGCACUUCAGAUUGUUAAGCAAGAGCUAAAUAAUACAACGAUUUGGACACAACAUACUGGCUUAUCUGCAGAUCAUAUCUAUGUUUUGCUAAAAUUUGUUUUGAACAACAGUUAUUUCAUGUAUGAGGAUUGUCAUUAUUAUCAAAUAUUUGGAUGUCCCAAGGGUUCGCCAGUGGGUGCG